Camellia sinensis is the source of this 1752-nucleotide messenger RNA. NCBI's taxonomy places the organism in Eukaryota, Viridiplantae, Streptophyta, Magnoliopsida, Ericales, Theaceae. The record is from RefSeq and is a predicted model, not a curated record.
AAUCCAAGAGUCACACCAAGGAGCAGCUUCGGAAGUCGAGGCCGACUUUAUGCCCAAAGUGCUGAUUGGCAAGCUUUUCAAUACACGAGGCACCAAGACAGCUUUGGAGGCACUCAUAGUCAAGCUGACUUUUUGCCCAAAGAGGCAGAUUGUCCUGCAAAAAUAGGAAUCACAUCUACAGUGACCAGUAACAGUGGGCCAAGUAGGCAAAAUUGACCAGGAUAUGUAGUCUAGGUGUGCAGUGACAAAUAGUAAACCAGGCACACAUGACAGAUGUAACUAGCCACCUCUGGUGCCAAAGGCAACUAUGUCAGGUGUUCUACAGAUUCAGUCAUUGUGGAUGACGAGCGCAAGACACUAAAGAUCUCUCUUCUCCCUCUCUAGGAUUGCCAAGUCGCAACCUGCAGCCCUGCAUCACUAUGGGCCCAUUUGGUGCAACUUCUUGCAAGCUGAAAUCUAAUAAUAAAAAAGGAGAAGUUAAAAGCACUCAUUUCCUACUUUUCUAAUGAUCAGUUUUUUUCAACUUAUACAUAAGUUAUUUCAACCCCAUAAGUUGUAAGCCGAAGCUGCACCAAACGCUGACACAUUUUUCUGAAAUAAAAAAGUUAUAAGCAGUAGCACCAUAAGCUGCACGAAACAGGGCCUAUCUACUUAACCAUGGAACCCGAGGAUUCCAAGGUCUGCCAAACAAUCACCCAGAUCAUGCAGAUGCGUGCUGUACUUGAACUCUCUGCCCCUUGCUUUUCACCCAAAUUGGCAUUAAUGCAUCAUGUCUUGUGUGUUCAGGGACAACUUUGAUUGAGGGGUUGGUUGAGGUGAUACAGGUCUGUCCGCAAGACCACCUCUGUUAUGGCCUUGGUGUCUAAUUCUGAGAACAAGGUACAUACUGCAUUUGUUGGCCUUGCAUAGGGGGCAGUUUCCUGUCUCCAGGGUGUGAAUGGCAAUUUUAUAAAAAUCAGUUGAUACUCAGUUAUGUGGCAGCAUAAUGGUAUCAUAGAGACCCUGUUUCUCUGUCUGAGGUAGAGUGGCUGCUAUGGUCUUGUAUUUUCUGUACGGUUCAUUCCAGUACGUCAGUCACCUCAAAGCGUACUACAGUGACAUUUGUGUCGGUGCAAUUGCAUGUCGGCUUGAAAAGAAGGAAAGUGGGGCUGUCCGUGUAUACAUCAUGACAUUGGGUGUUUUGGCACCAUAUCGUGGGCUAGGUAUUGGUACAAAACUGUUGAAUCAUGUCCUUGAUCUUUGCUCGAAGCAAAACAUUGGUGAGAUAUACUUGCAUGUGCAGACGAACAAUGAAGAUGCCAUCAGUUUUUAUAAGAAAUUUGGGUUUGAAAUCACAGACACCAUCCAAAACUAUUACACAAACAUUACCCCACCAGAUUGCUAUGUCGUUACCAAGUUGAUCGAUCAAGCAAAGAAAUAACACAUUUAAAGCUCGGUUCCCUACUACAUGCUCAAUAGGAUCAUUAUUUUUCUUUGUUUUGAGCUUCGUUCGCCUUGCGUCGAUUAAACUUGGGGAGUCUAGCAUCAUAUGCCAGAAGCGAGCAUGAGAUAUUGACCAUUUUCAUUUCUCAUGCUUUUCUGUUCAAUUGAUGAAUGCCUUUGCUAUUGAAUCUCUUUUGUUCAAGAAACAGUUUUGUAAUUUGUUUUAUAGAACUAUUUAAAGGAGUUCCCUGGUGUAACCCAAUUUUCACAUUUGUCAACUGUCUGUAAGUGGUUUUGUCGAAGUAGUUGCAUAUUAACUGAUAUUUUUUU